This is a messenger RNA of Adelges cooleyi (spruce gall adelgid), 1725 nucleotides long. Its product is annotated as BTB/POZ domain-containing protein 9-like. Bases 1 to 1725 code for a protein of 574 amino acids. NCBI's taxonomy places the organism in Eukaryota, Metazoa, Arthropoda, Insecta, Hemiptera, Adelgidae. The transcript has 13 exons. Gene Ontology annotation, biological process: adult locomotory behavior; circadian behavior; modulation of chemical synaptic transmission. Gene Ontology annotation, molecular function: protein binding. The record is from RefSeq and is a predicted model, not a curated record.
AUGGUACACCUUUGUUACUAUUUUGUUGAGUGUACACCAUCUUCUUCAACAGCCGAACACCACGAAAAGCAAAUCGAACACGGUAACUUUGUGGUCAAAGACAUUAGUGCUCUGUAUCUAGACAACAGAUUUUCUGAUGUUGUUUUAAUUGUCGAUGAGGUACAAUUGCCAGUCCACCGUGCUAUUUUAGCUUCGCGCAGUGAAUAUUUUAGAAGCUUAUUGUUCGGAGGACUUCAAGAAUCCGGUAAGCCUGAAGUCAACAUUAGUAAUGCACCAUUAGCCUCAUUUAAAAUAAUUCUCGAGUAUAUUUAUACCGGUCGGAUGAAUUUAAAUGAUCUAAAGGAUAAAGUUAUUGUGGAACUAUUGAGUCUCUCGAAUUUAUAUGAACUCUCAGGCUUACAAUACACACUGUCUCAGUAUUUAAGCAAUAACAUUAAUGUACACAAUGUAUGUUCUUUGUUUGCUAUGUCACGACUUUGUCUGCCCAAAAUCUCUGCAGUAAAAUCACCCGAAUAUCUGCUCAACUUUAUCGAAACUCACGCUUUGGAUGUAUUGCAAUCAGAAGAUUUUCUAAGUUUGUCAGCCGGAGCUCUUCAAGAAAUUCUCAUUCGUGACUCGUUUUAUGCCGAUGAAUUGGAAAUAUUCCGUGCAGUUUAUCGCUGGAUCAUAGAGAACCAAGACUACUUAGAAUGUGAUGCCACAAACAAAGUUUUAUCUGUUGUUAGAUAUCCAUUAAUGUGCGAUGAUGAACUAAACGAGGUCAGUAUGACAUUACAAAUGGUUAGUUUGGAAAGAAUAUCGGAUACAAUUCCGGAUGCCAAGUUGUUACGAAAUACGGUAUCACCACAUGAGCUUCAGUUUCGAGUACAGCAAAAUGUGAAUCUUAUUCAUGGGUCUCAGGGUGUUCUGGAUAUCAAAGAAUAUGACGGAGUUGCUAUGAUAACUUUGGGUCGUUUAGCAAUUAUAAACAAAAUUACAAUACUGUUCGGAGAUAAUGAUUCAGGGGAUUACAGUUAUUACAUUGAUGUUUCCAUUGAUGGCAAUCAUUGGGUGCGUGUUAUAGAUUAUUCAGAUUAUUUUUGUCGUUCUGUUCAAGAUUUGUGGAUCCUCAAGCAGUUAGUUAGGUAUAUUCGAAUAGUUAGUACAAAAAAUACUGGUUAUAAGAAAUUCCAGCUAUUGGAUGUAUCCUACAAUACUGAAAGAUGGGACUCAGUAAAAAUCGAAAAUGGAUUCGUGGCUCCCGAGUACAAUGUUGCUACAGAAUCUAUGAAUGCAACUGUAAAUGAAGGAUCGGGUUGUAUUCGGAUUCAACUCGCACAACCUUAUAUACUUAGUUCAAUGAGAAUGCUGCUUUGGGAUGAUGAUAACUUAUGCUACAGUUACACCGUAGAAGUUUCUGCCAAUAAUCAGGAUUGGGUAAUGAUCAUGAACAAUUCUAUGGAAAAGACACGUGGUUGGCAGGUGUUGCAAUUUAAACCAAGGCCGAUAGUGUUCAUUCGUAUUACUGGCGUGCGCAAUUUAAUAGGCAUCUUUUUUCGUUGCGUAUAUUUUGAGGCUCCCGCUCAAAUACCAUUACAUUCCCCCUACCCAGACCGUCACGAUGUAACACAUUAUUGGGAGAACAACAAACCAUGUAUUACUGUGGCAGAAGCACCGGUUCAAAAACAUGAGGAGACAACCGACCAACAAGACAAUGAUCUUGGCCACCGAUGCUCAAUUAGUUGA